Messenger RNA from Hylaeus volcanicus, 3762 nucleotides. RefSeq names its product integrator complex subunit 2 (gene IntS2). The record is from RefSeq and is a predicted model, not a curated record. Gene Ontology annotation, cellular component: integrator complex. The transcript has 5 exons. Gene Ontology annotation, biological process: snRNA 3'-end processing. NCBI's taxonomy places the organism in Eukaryota, Metazoa, Arthropoda, Insecta, Hymenoptera, Colletidae. Bases 274 to 3612 code for a protein of 1112 amino acids.
AUAUUGUAUCAGUACUAUUAUCACAACAUUUUUGGGAACAACCAUUUAGAUUUCAUUUUUAUCGACUUUUUAUUUAUAUAAAUAGUGUAAACAAUUUGUAUAACAACUUUCUCAUUAUGUCUCAUUAUAUAUACUUUAGACUAAUUCUAAGUUCUCAUACUUUCUGAUACAUUCAUUUACUUGUAAACGAGAACGAUUGCAGUCAUAUGAUGUUUGUUUACAUCACCUUGUAUUUAAAGAAUUUGGAACAGUGGUAAAUAAUAAUUGACAGCAAUGCAGACUAAUAUGUCUGUAACACCGCGGAUUUUUACCGCAAUACAAAAUGUAGACAUACAAGAAUUGUCACUUUGUUCUCAUAAAGAAAUUCGACCAAUUUUACCAUGUUUGGUUAGGAUGAGUCUGAUCUCUCCUUUAGAUAUAACGAAAGAUUGUGUAGAAGAAAGAAAGCAAGUUUUGACAAUUUUGUCAGGAAUUGAGUCGGUGAACUCGAUAAUUGCGUUGCUUUCGAUUGAUUUUCAUGCAUUGGAGACUGAUGUUCGAAAAGAGCAACAAUUGAGGCAAAAAUUAGGUAGUUUACAACGCGAUAGUGUCCUUGCUCAGUCAUUGCAGAGUGGUCUCGCUUUGGAAUUUGAACGCAGUGAGUCUACUAGAAGAAUAAGGCUAGUUUUAAGCGAAUUGUUAUACAUUGCCUGUCAAGUACAAGAGCAGCAGAAGAAUCAGGAAUUCCAAAUCAAACAAUCUGAUCUAUUUGAUAAUGCAGUAUACAUGGAAGAGAUCAGUUAUGUGAUUUGCAUUGCCCUUGCUGAAUUACCAACAUUGUUAUCAAUAUUAGAUAUUACUGAAACAUUAUUACAUGUUAAACAUGGUCCAGAAAUAAUCUGCUGGAUAGUUGCAAAUAUUCCUGAUAGUUUUAAUGAAGUAUGUGCUCAUUUAAUUGCCAAUGGAGAAAAACAAGAAGAAUCGACAUUGGGCAGGAUUAGAACAAUGGCUUUGACUAUGUUGUGUCAGAUGAAUCCGAGUCAAGCAUUGGCAGUAAGAGCCAAGUGUGUGGAGCUUUGUAGAAUGCCUGCUUUAGCAAUUACAUUAAGUUUGGAACAUGAUAGUAUAGAUAAUGCUUUAUCAGAAAGUGAUAUUGUUGCGUUUGUAUCAGGAUUACUGCUUGGUAGUGAUCAACAAGUAAGAACAUGGAUUGCAAUGUUUAUUAGAAAUGGUCAGAAACGCAAAUGGGAAUCACAUACUGCAUUACAAUCUUUAAGAGAAGAACUACUCAAAAGGCUGCAAAGAAUUACUUCCCAAAAUGCAGGUCAAUUAGCAGAGAGUCAAGUAGUUCAAGCCAGUGCAUUAUUGCGACUUUAUUGUGCAUUGAGAGGUAUUGGAGGUAUUAAAUUUCAAGAUGACGAAGUAGCAAUGAUUGUUCAGUUGUUGACAUCUCAUCCUCCUCCAUCACCAGCUGGUGUAAGAUUUGUUUCUUUAGGUCUUUGUAUGCUUAUCGCGUGUUCAUCAUUGAUAGGGCAUCACAAUCUUGAAAAACGUAGCAUAGAAUGGGUGCAAUGGCUUGUCCGUGAGGAAGCUUACUUUGAAAGCGCUAGCGGCGUGACGGCCAGUUUUGGAGAAAUGUUACUUUUAAUGGCUAUACAUUUUCACAGUAAUCAACUAUCAGCUAUCUGUGAACUUGUAUGUGCAACUUUAGGGAUGAAAAUACCGAUACGACCAAACAAUCUAACUAGAAUGAAGCAAAUAUUUAUGCAGGAGAUAUUUACAGAGCAAGUUGUUACUUCUCACGCUGUAAAGGUGCCAGUAACAGCUAAUUUAAAUGCAAACAUUCCAGGAUUUUUACCUGUUCAUUGUAUUCAUCAGUUAUUAAAAUCGCGAGCAUUUGCAAAGCAUCGAGUACCGAUAAAAAAUUGGAUUUACAGACAGAUUUGUAAUAGUGUGCCACCAUUACAUCCAGUUCUUCCUGCUUUAGUUGAAGUAUACGUCAAUUCGAUUUUAGUAUUAAAUAAUAAAACAUCAGAACACACAAACAAGCCAAUUAUGGAAGGAGAAAUUAGAAGAGUAUUUCAAAAUAGUGUUUUUGGGGCAAACUUUGACUUUAAAAAAAGUACUAUUAAUGUACCUCAAUGCGAAAUAGAUAAUACAGAUAUAGAUAUUCCAAAACCUUCUCUUACGUCGCAAUUAUUGCUACUGUAUUAUUUGCUAUUGUAUGAGGAUGUCAGAUUAGCCAACAUGCACACAUUUAUAUCACAGGAUAGAAAAGUUAAAUCCUAUUCAACUGAAUUUCUGUCGGAGUUACCAAUAAAAUAUCUACUUCAGUUGGUUCAAAGAGAUCAAAUGAACUAUGCUGGCUUGUUUUCUCCUCUUCUUAGACUACUGGCAACUCAUUUUCCUCAUCUUUCGCUAGUAGAUGAUUGGCUUGACAAUGAGAUGAUUAACAUAGACUCUACAAUUACAAACUAUGAGAACGUAAAAAUUACCGAUAUCAUGAUCAUCGAAACAUUUUCACAUAUCCAAACAUGUCCUUCAAGAACAGGAAGGCUUUUAAGACAAUUAAUGUCAAUGAAACCAACCGAUAUAUGGCCUCAUGCAGAAGUUAUAAUUUACUAUUUUAAGGCAACUUUAAACUUAAGAGUUCCUAGAUAUAUUCAAGAAUUAUACAAACAAGUAUGGCUCAGGUUAAAUACGGUGUUACCGAGGUGUUUAUGGGUUUUGUCUAUAAAUUCGCUAUUAAUAGAGAAUUCCAUUGUAAAGAAUGUUUUUUUAACGCAAGAAAACAUUGUGUUAGAUCCAUUACAAGUUUUACGAUGCGAUACGAGAGUUUUUAGAUGCGCUCCAAUUUUAUCCAUUAUUUUAAGAAUUUUGCAAGCUGCAUUAGCGGCUUCCCGAUCACAGUUAUCUAGGCAUGUACAAGAUAAACCAUUGACCGAAAAAACUGGUCAGCUAUCGAGUGAAACGGAAAGAGAAGAUUUAAGAACAGCUUUAGUGGCAGGUCAAGAAAGUGCAGCCGUGCAAAUAUUAUUAGAAGCAUGCUUAGAAACGGAAGAAGAUAGAGAAACUCCUGGACAAAUGUGGUCGCUAAGAGAGAUUCAAAGUAUUAUUUGUUCGUAUUUGCAUCAAGUGUUUAUAGCAGAUCCGUCUUUGGCUAAAUUGGUUCAUUUUCAAGGAUAUCCAAGAGAAUUGUUACCCAUUACUGUAACUGGUAUUCCAUCUAUGCAUAUUUGCCUUGACUGGAUUCCUGAAUUAUUAUCUCAACCGGAACCAGAAAAACAAAUAUUUGCCGUGGAUUUAGCAUCACACCUAGCAAUUCAAUACGCUCUACCAAAGGCUCUAAGCGUUUCACGUUUAGCAAUUAAUACUCUUGUAACACUUUUAGGAGUAUUGUCCGCUAAAGAUCGUGUUAUUUUAUUCAUGCCUGUAUUACCAGCUUUAACACGUAUAUGUUUAGCUUUUCCACCAUUAGCCGAAGACACUACUGGCUUACUGUUACAGCUUGGCAGAGUUAAUUCCGCUCAAGCAGCAUUAGGAGAUAAAUCUGCAGAUACUUUAUGUCAAGAAGUUACUGAAACAUUUUGUAUGUUGUUACAAAAAGCAAUAUUACAAUCACAAGUAUACUGAAAGUAACCUUAUAUAUGCCAUGUGUUAAUUAUGGCGUUAAUGUUUUAUUAAAUUUUAUUACAUUUGAACACCGGUUAUCGGUAUACGACAAAGAACUGAACUUUAGGACUAUAUUCUACUAAUUGUAAUACUAAUAAACAAUCACAUAAA